Messenger RNA from Poecilia latipinna (sailfin molly), 1931 nucleotides. RefSeq names its product neuroligin-1-like. NCBI's taxonomy places the organism in Eukaryota, Metazoa, Chordata, Actinopteri, Cyprinodontiformes, Poeciliidae. The transcript has 2 exons. Bases 422 to 1159 code for a protein of 245 amino acids. The record is from RefSeq and is a predicted model, not a curated record.
CAGACCUCUCUACAUAAUCAACCCUUAAACCACGAUCGCCACUGCACCGCUACUCCUGCGUCUACAACUCGAAUGACAGACACUCUUCAGUGAAUGGUGCCUCCACCCCCGAGAAUUGAUGUUUGAAAAUGAGAGUGUUCAUCUUUCCUUCAGAGGAUGCUGACGGGACCUUUUUGUGGAGUGUUUUCCAUCUAGUGAGGAAUAUUUCUCAGGUGUGCAGGAAGAAAAUGAAUGACUGCUAUCGUUCCUCUGGAUGGUUGGAGCUCACUGGGUUAUAAAAAGGCUGUUAUCAACUGCAACCGUCUUCUGCACAAGUCACCCUGGAUUUUGUUUGUGUUUGCAUCUGCAUAGCAUAAGUGGAAAAGCUUAACUGAACAUAUUUUCAUUAAGGAUAAAAAAACUAAGCUGAGAACUGGCAAUCAUGUCUCAGUGGAGGCACCACUCAGAAACUUGGAGUGCUUUCUUUCAGACUGCCAGGAACAGGGGCAGGAGGAUGGGAUGUGAACCAAUUAGAAGUUCACUGGGCUUGGGCUUCUGGGUGUUUACACUAACAUGGGUCGGAACGCUGCUUCUGCUGUGUCCGGUUGCCGUGUUGGCCGAGAAACUGGAUGAGAAUGACCCGGUGGUCACAACCGCCUACGGCAGACUGCGCGGCAUCAAGAAGGAGCUCAACAAUGAGAUCCUGGGGCCCGUCAUCCAGUUUCUGGGCGUCCCCUACGCCACCCCGCCCACUGGCGAGCGCCGUUUCCAGCCUCCGGAGCCGCCGGCAUCAUGGUCGGACAUUCACAAUGCCACGCACUUUGCCCCAGUGUGUCCUCAGAGCAUUGUGGAGGGCCGCCUGCCAGACGUUAUGUUGCCAGUUUGGUUCACCAACAGCAUCGAUGUGGUGUCCACUUACGUUCAGGACCAGAGCGAGGACUGCCUCUAUCUCAACAUCUACGUUCCCACUGAGGAUGUCAAAAGAAUAUCCAAGGAAUGUGCCAGGAAACCGGGCAAGAAAAUAUGUAAACAAGGAGGUAUGUAUGAUCUAAAUGUAACCUUCACUAUGCCACAAAGGGAAGAAGGAAAACUGUGGGACUACGACGAAGAAUUGUGCGGUAUGGCACACUGCACAGGGUGCAGCUAUAAGCCUGAGGUCUACAAAUUAUUCAGGGCAUGACUUGGGGCGACCAGAGCGGGUCUUUGCAUAAGUUGGAAAGUCAAGAAGUCAGAGUCAGUAUUCUGACUGAAUAUAUAUUAAGGCUUAUCAGAAAAUAUUGUUAAAGAUUCAAAGAAACUACUUUAUUCUGAUUCGUCACAUCUGAUGAGACGACAAUGUCUGAUGAGACAUCUGGGAGAUAAAUCAGUUUUAUCAAUUAAUCAAAUUUUUGGGUUUUGAAUAUUUUAGUUUGGGAAAAUUUGGAUUUUGUCCAACAACUUGAGUUUCAAAUUGAAACUCAAACUCUGCUUGAGUUUCAGAGUGAUGCCAGCUCACCCAAGGCGGCCACUUUUUUAACAGAUGUGUUUCACAUGUUCAUUUAUUUGGACUUUAAAUUCAGGUUUACUCUAUGAUGGAGUAUUGAGGUAAAACAAGGACUUUUUUUAUUUUAAUUACAAGUAUAAAGUUGAAAAUAAAGUCAAUAUAAUACAGGAAUUGAGUCAUUAUAUCACCAAAAAAUGAAGUCAGAAUAUUCAGAGAAUGAAAUGGUAAAAUUAUGAGAUGUCCAACACACAAAAAACUAAAAAUUCACAAGAAAUGUUGAUCAUCUGGAAGGUAACUUUGUUGUUGGUUUUACCUACUAGAAAUAUUUUAUUUUCUAACACAUCAGCAUCUAUUAUUUAUCAAUAGCAGGAAUAUUGAACCAAUUGCACAAAGAAAUAACCACACAAAACGAGCUGCUCAUGCCAGGUCUAUCAAGGGCUUUUUUUUCUCAUUACAACUUUUAUUGUAA